Enterobius vermicularis (human pinworm) is the source of this 1131-nucleotide messenger RNA. The record is from the annotation of a GenBank genome assembly. Lineage: Eukaryota; Metazoa; Nematoda; Chromadorea; Rhabditida; Oxyuridae.
AUGGCAAUGAAGUCAUUUCACCCUCUGUGUUCUACGCAAUCGACAAGUACAUAUGUUCCAACUGCGGCAGAUUUUGUCUUUAGGAAAAUUUUAAGGCAGGCAGCUGCAGCCAUUUGCAAGCAAGCUGGAUUCGAAACUGUCGAAUCGCAAGUUUUGGAGUUAAUUUCACACAUGAUGAAUUCAUAUCUGUUGGAACUUGGAAUCUCAACAAGGCUGGUGACUGAAGUAGCAGGCAGGACAGUCUCUACACCAAGCGACACAUUAUUAGGGCUUAUCGAGUUGGGGGCGUCAGUUAUGGAACUACCGCCCUACCUAGCUAAAUGUCGAUCACAAGGAACAUUUUGCAUUGCUGCACCGAAAGUUUCGAACCCUUCUAAUGUACCAUCACCUUUAAGAGUAGGGAAUGCUCGGCCACACCAUCCUCACAUUCCUGACUCACUGCCGCCUUUUCCGGACCCACACACAUACAUUAGAACAGAGAUUGCUGGCGACCCAGAACUGACUUUUGAAAAAGUCAGGGAAGAUUCAGCACUGCUGAAGAGGAAUACAGAAGUUUCUCUUAGAGACUUUAUGCUCCGGAUUCACCCUUCCGUGUCUCUCUUUAGUGCAUAUGAAGAGCGAGUUCGGAAAGAGGCUGUAAUGCAGUUGGAGAGCCGUGCACGACAAAAAAAGGCGCGAAUUAGAGGUCGUAUGGCGCAGCUUGAGGCACAGCGUUUGAAUCAGGAACUUAAAAAUGCAGCAGAUCAAGAAAUGCCGGAGAUUUUUGAGACUAAUGAUGAACCUAUGCAGGCAGAUGAAAACGAGUUCUCCGGGGAUCUUGAUGACUUAAUCGCUGAAGAAAUGUUUGAAUUGGAUGAGACAGAAAAUUCUUUGGUUCGGCGAAAAGUUCCGGCUAUAUGUCAAAUUUUGGAACCAAGCCUCGACAGCCGUCCUUACUUAAGCGCUUUGCUGAGUGAUGAACUGGGCGAGGAGGGUAGCGAUCAGCCAGCAAGUCCUACUGCACCAACUCCACAUUCGGAUGGCCACAACACUAGUCAUAAUGGUGACGACGAAAAUACAACCGAAGGAAAUCCAUACCUUCGCCCUCCAAGAAUUGCAGUUGUAGCGGAAUUAGAGUCUAUGGAUUUUUAA